CUUUUUGUAUUUGUCCAUUUGAUUGGCUACGUGUGUUGUCAACCUUCAAAGCUCUUCCGUGUCCGGUAGUAGUUGCAAAACACGCAGAGUUGUAUGGAGUGGAAAGGACACUGACAAGCUGAGACUCAAAGCAUCAAAUCUAUUAACACGAUGACAUUGGCAGAAGUGCUGCAGGUGUUGAGGGGCGCUGGCAGGGUGGGCACUGCAUUUGCCACCACCCAGGGUGAACAGCUGAGGCUAAUGGCCUGCAACUCAACCUUUGGUGCAGGGAUCAAAGCGGUGGUCGAGGGUGCGAUGGGCACUGUCAUGCAGGCAGACGUGAUACCCAAGACUCAAGGGUUCCCAGAUACUUACAAUUGGGAGGAGAUGGAACAGGAUGAAGCAGCCAAGUGGGUGGUGGGCUCUGAGCUGCCUCCAGACAUCUCCAGCACAGAUGGCAUUGAUGUUGCAGAGACAUCAGAGAUGCCCAGUGGUUCGUCUACUGGCACAGUCAAAGGAACUGGCUGGCCUGGUCAAAACACUCGAUUUUUGCAUGUGUCAAUGUCUCAUCACCCUGUUAGGUUUGUUCAUGACUCUGUGGUGGCCGGGUUAAGCCCUGAGGACAUUAAAAAGGCAAGGGAGGCAAAAAAGAGCAUUUCCAGACCUGUACGACAAAAGCUUAGCGAUCAAGCCAAAGAACGGAAGGUUCCUGCUACACGGAUUAGUCGUCUUGCCAAUUUUGGGGGUUUAGCUAUUGGACUUAGCAUUGGAGCCAUUGCUGAGGUGGCAAAACAGUCUUUUGGGGGAAAACGUUCAGAAAUGAAGGCUCUUUUAGACUCUCCGCUUCUGUCAGAGGCCAAUGCAGAGAGAAUAGUGGACACAUUGUGUAAGGUUAGAGGAGCGGCCCUCAAGAUCGGACAGAUGCUGAGCAUUCAGGACAACAGCUUCAUUAGCCCACAACUACAGAAAAUAUUCGAGAGGGUUCGACAAAGUGCAGACUUCAUGCCAUCCUGGCAAAUGAAUAAAGUACUUGAGGAGGAGUUAGGGUCCAAUUGGAAGGAGAAACUAUCAUCAUUUGAGGAAAAACCCUUUGCUGCAGCAUCCAUUGGCCAAGUGCAUCAUGGAGUGUUGCUGGAUGGAAGAGAAGUUGCUAUGAAGAUACAGUACCCGGGCGUUGCUGAGAGCAUUCACAGUGACAUCGACAAUCUCAUGGCAGUUUUAAAGAUGAGUGUUGUUUUACCUGAUGGUCUGUUUGCUGACAGCAGUCUCGAGGUACUUCAGAAGGAGCUGGCGUGGGAGUGCGACUACAGGAGAGAGGCGGACUGUGCGAAACGCUUCAGGAGUUAUCUUAAAGGAGAUCCGGUGUUUGUUGUCCCUGAGGUCUUUGAUGAACUUUCAGCACGUCGAGUGCUUACUAUGGAGCUUGUUAAUGGAGUUCCUUUGGAUCGUUGUGUCGAUCUGGAUCAGGAGACUAGAAAUGAGAUAUGCUAUAACAUCCUGCAGUUGUGUCUGAGAGAGUUGUUUGAGUUUCGCUUCAUGCAGACAGACCCCAACUGGGCCAACUUCUUCUAUAAUAGUGAACAAAACAAGAUAUAUCUGUUGGACUUUGGAGCCUGUCGAGACUUCCCAGCGUCAUUCACAGACGAUUAUAUAGAGGUGGUGCAUGCUGCUUCAAUCGGAGACAAAGCGACCGUCUUGCAGAAAUCCAAGGACCUAAAGUUCCUCACUGGUUUUGAAGCCAAGGCAUUCGAGGAUGCACACGUCGAGGCUGUCAUGAUCCUCGGCGAAGCGUUCGCUUCUCCUGAUGCGUUUGACUUUGGCAACCAGAACACCACACAGCGCAUACAGAGUCUGAUCCCCGUAAUGCUUCGACACCGCCUAACACCCCCUCCAGAAGAGUCUUAUUCACUACACCGUAAAAUGGCUGGAUCAUUCCUCAUCUGUUCCAAGCUGAAGGCCCGCAUCACUUGCCGAAAAAUGUUUCUUGAUAUUUACAAUUCCUAUAACCAUCAGAGACAGAAAAGAGGCACCCAGGCUUAGGUCCAACAGGAAGUACACGGACUAUGAAGUACCAUGAUAAAACUGUAUAUGCUCUUCACUGCAUUACAGCCAAAGACUGACAGGUGUUUUAUGCUUGUAUUAUUCUUACUACAGUGUUUAUUUUUGACCAUUUUGUCACUCAGAAAAUUAACAUGUUUGAUGUUAAACCUCCGUGUCUGUGGCUUAUUUUUAUACUUGAAUAAGUUAACAUAAUAAGGGUAAGAUUUUGUGCACUGCAACUGUGUAUAUGUAAAUUAUACUGUAAAUCAUUAAAAGAUAUUCCCAUUUA
This is a messenger RNA of Misgurnus anguillicaudatus (oriental weatherfish), 2308 nucleotides long. RefSeq names its product coenzyme Q8B (gene coq8b). The record is from RefSeq and is a predicted model, not a curated record. Gene Ontology annotation, biological process: ubiquinone biosynthetic process. Lineage: Eukaryota; Metazoa; Chordata; Actinopteri; Cypriniformes; Cobitidae.